Messenger RNA from Trichoderma atroviride IMI 206040, 1299 nucleotides. RefSeq lists its product as uncharacterized. NCBI's taxonomy places the organism in Eukaryota, Fungi, Ascomycota, Sordariomycetes, Hypocreales, Hypocreaceae. The record is from RefSeq and is a predicted model, not a curated record.
CUUUGGGCUCUCGAGGCUCUUUUUUUUUUUUUUUUUUUUUUACUCUCUCUCUCCCCACGACAGCACUUCGGCUCUCUUUUUUUCUCUUCUUCUCGCCGUUUGAUUCUCGCCCCGCUUGGUGUCUCUCUGUCUUGCCGUCUCCAGCGCUUAGCUGUGAUACACAAAUCCACCGUCAGCUAGAUUGGUGCUUUCGCGCACCCAUCAGCGUUUCGGUAGACAGAGACAGACAGGCAGACAGACAGGCGGAGGGAAAAAGAAGAGAGAGAAAACAACAUGCCUGCUCUGCCGCCUUUUCCACGACGGCCGAUCGGCGAGCUUGCCAAACCCCCCCAGCUCUCAGCCUUUGCCGCCUCUUCAUCGCUUCCAACAAGAGCAAUCGAUAGCGACGCCGCCACCCUCGUCGCUCGCCAGCAAGAGUCACCCACCUUCGUCGUCAUCCCCGAGACGUACAAUGCUACUCACAGCUCCCUCUCGACCGGCGCCAUCGUCGGCGUUGUCAUCGGCUCCGCCGCCGGCUUCAUCCUGCUGCUGCUGAUCUUGUACACCAUCCUCGGCUUUGGCCCGCUCUCCAGCCUCUUCCGCACCAAGGAAGUUGUCGAGACCAAAUCGUAUGUCUCACGAAGCAUGCUGAGCUCGGCACGCCCAAAGACCAAGAAACCCAGGAGAAAAGUACCCACAAUGCUGUCGAUCCGACGAGAACGCACCACGAAGACGACCAAGCGCAGGGCUGAGAGGAGAGGGAAAGCGCCUGAAGUAGUCGAGCCCAUGAGGAGAAAGAGGGAGCCGUCACCACUGACCACCAUCACUUCAUCGUCCUCUGGGGCACCCGGCCGAGCACCAAGAGACCAGUUACCCUCCGACUACGACGAGGAGAAUGAAGUGGUUGUCAUUGAAGAGACUACGCCGUCCUCGAAACGGCACAGCCACAAAGCCGGUCCGUCGAGGAACACGGGCAAGGGGAGAAGAUCGAGCAGCCGGAGAUCCGGCUACAGCGAAGACGACGACAGAAGAUACCGCCGUUAAACUGCCACUUGACAGUUGGCACUUGAUGAUUAUUCCCUCUUUCUGUAUCUUUUUUUUCCCUUGUCUCUUUAUGUUGCAGGCAAUGUAUGAUGAUGAUGAUGCUAUGUCGGGCGCUUGUUCAAAUCAAUUUAAUAGAAUAGUUACUAUUGGCGUAUUUUUCUUAGGCAAACGAGCAUAUUAGCGAUGAUGAAUGAACAAGUACCUAUGCUGGAUGGCGCAAUUCGAUGUUUCCACUACACAUCCAACAUUAAUACACUAUACAAUUUAUACGCUCAU